Messenger RNA from Trichomonas vaginalis G3, 5832 nucleotides. Its product is annotated as platelet formation protein family. The record is from RefSeq and is a predicted model, not a curated record. Lineage: Eukaryota; Parabasalia; Trichomonadida; Trichomonadidae. The transcript has a single exon. Bases 1 to 5832 code for a protein of 1943 amino acids.
AUGAUCACAGAUAAGCAACUUAAUUGGAUAUUGAAUGCUAAACCUCUAGCACAGCAAGCUGAAGAAGAUCCAGAAAGUUCUUUGCUGCCACAUUUCAAUCAAUUUCCUAGUUAUAGUAGCGAAAUUAUUCAAAAUAUCAUUUCACAUCGUAAUGACCAUCAAUUAUUUCAUAAUUUGCUAGAGCAAUGGCCAAAAUAUAUUGAUACUCUAAUCAAUACCCUACAAAAACAUAUUUCACUCCAUAGUUCUACGCAAUUUCAGAUCGAUUGUAUUAAUGCAUUUGCUUUAAAGACAUUUCUAACAUAUUUUCUUAUUUCAGAGACAGAUACCGAUUCAGACAAAUACGAAAUGAUGGUUUCUGCUUUAAUUGCUUUGACGAUAAUUCAAAAUAACGAAAAAAUGAACACAUUUCUUUGCCAUAUCAUCAAACAACACAUGAAAAUGAAACCUGAAUACAUUGCAUUUGAUAUUGAGCAGAUUUCAACAUUUUUAGUAGAAAUCUCUAUUAUUUCGGAAAAAAUAUACGGAUACAUUGCUGAAUAUGUGAAGCUAGUCGUUCUACAACAAAUCGUUCCAGAAGCGAAAUUGCAAUUUUUCAAUUUAUUAAAUGAAAUUUAUGAACAUCGUCCAAACUUCAACAUUCCUAGCAAAUAUGCAACCGAAAUCGUCUGUUUACUAAUAAAUUACUUUUACGAACUAGAACCAGCAUCAUUAAAGUUAUUUGAAAAUUUAUCACAAGAAUUAGGUCACCAAUAUGGCGAUGAGGUUUUCAGAUCGAUUACUACGAGUUUAUUUAACAAAAUAAACCAAACGAAAUUUACAGUUGACUUUAUAAAAGACAAUUUCAUUCAAAUUGAAACAAUUAAAACAACAGACAUCAAACAAUGGGACAAGAAAGACAAAGUAUUCAAAAGAUACUCAUACGAAGCAUUACCGAUACCUCAAGAUUCUUCAAUUUUGAUUCCAAAAGAAUUUCAAAAUGGAAUUAAGAUUUAUGUCUCUAUUUUUGCGAAUAAUGCAUCAUUCUUUGAUAUAUUUAUGAAAAGAGUGACACAACAGACUAAUUUACGUUUAGAAAAAGAUUAUAAAAUUAUCGGUUUAGUAAUGUUCAUCAUUUCUGUUGCCAAUUCAUUGCCAGAGCCAUUCAGAGUCCAAGUCAAAAAGAUUUUCCCCAGAAAAACUUUGUUCGACCCUGCAUUUCAAGUGUUGAAACACAAAAACGACUGGUUGAACACUGCAAGAGACGAAUACAUACAGCACAUGAUACUACAUCACCUAGAGUUCUAUAAAUUGCUAGGAAAACUCAUGCAUUUCCCUGAAAUUUUCAAUGAAACUGUAUCUAGAUUUACAAUUCACAGGGAAAUGGUCCAGAAUGACGAGAAAAUGAUUAAUAUACUUAGAAAAGCUUUGAUAUGUUUCUAUAAUCUCGAUACUCUUGAUAAUUUCAACAAUUUAAUUUACAAUAUUAUGAUGAUUUGCAAUAAAAACGAGAUCGCAUCGUAUUUCUAUAACAACAAGAGGUUUAUGACCACAUUGCUUGAGUUAUUAGUAGGGUUUGGCGUUAACGAUUUCAUUUUAGAAACAUUUAAAUUAUAUUUGAAGGAUAAAGGUCGAAUUGACGAUGAUGAACUGUUCGAAACCAUAUCAGAGAUAUUCGAAGCCAAUAUAAAAGACUAUGAAAAUGAAGAUACAAUAGAUUUCGCAACAUUAUUAAUCAAAUUAGCGAUAACUUAUAUGAGAUUCUAUCCACAGAAGGAGAGUUUCGUAUUUAUGUUGUAUAAACAGUUCACAACGCUCUUCAAUUACCUCAAAAACAAUGAAUUUUGCAAAAAAUAUUUUUUGGAAAUUUUAACUUACAUAAGAAGUACAGAAAGUAUAGCUCAAAUAUCUCCACAAUCAUCAGAAAUGCUGAUAAAUACUUCAAACAGGAUUUUUAUUGAAGAUAAAUCGAGAUUAUUCGUUGCAUUUGCGAGUUUAAUGGCCCAAAAGGAAGUUUUAGCAGUAGACCAACCAAUAGUGACCAAAUGCAACUCAGCGGUAAGGAUUUUGUUCGAAGUUAUGAAGGAUGAUUCUUUAGAUUUUAUUUUGAUGCUUGUAAAUCAUAGUCAGAGGAACAGACUUGCUUGCAGGACCGCAGAAUUGGAUAUAGCUAUCUUAGAAUCAAUAAAAAAGAAGUCUAUCGAUGUGAAAAAAGGAGUUGAAAUUUUAAUGAAAAUUUCUAGCGAAAAGUCAUCAGCUAGUGUAGUUUAUUCGUUCUUAUCUUUAUUGGUAACUCCAGAUAUCGAUGUUUUCAUGCAAAAUGCCAACAUUUUGUUUACAUUAUUGCAAGAUGACAAAAGAACUCCAUUAACAUACAUCCCAGUAGACGGGCAACACUCCAUUACCCACACUGUUGACAAUAUCCAGGCCGGAUUCACUUUUAUUACUUGGAUAUUUUUAGAUGAUUCAGCGGAAACGUCAUUUCCAAGCAUAUUAAAGGCACGAGAUAUGAAUGGCCAUCUAUUUGACCUGUUUUUCAGCGGCAAACUUCCAUUUAUUUCAUGGGGAACCAACUUAAAAGCAGGAAUCGAAGCUGCAAGGCAGAAAUUUCAAUCGCAGGCAUGGUAUUUCUACGCGUUGACAUAUUACAUAGACGCGGAGUCCAUUUUCGUUACAAUAAACAUCAACGGACAAUCAAUGCCGGCGAUUAUGAUUUCUACCGAAAAUUCGGUCAAAGGAAAAGUCACUUUUUCUUUUGCAAAAACCCGAAAUGUCCAUAGUUGUCCAGCGUCAUUAGGUCCUAUUCUUUUGUUCGAACCAUUAAACGAACCAGACAUUCAACAGAUCUUUGGAACAGGCAUGGAAAACGCUUCGAAUUACAAAAACAGACUUUUGUAUUCAUUUACAAAGUCAAACAAGAACAUAACUAAACCGAGUAGUUUCGUUUCCGUUCUUUCCAAGAAUGUUGACACCUGUGUUUUCCUUCCAAUGUUCAUUGCUUGCGACAAAACAAACGACAUCAAAUGUUUCACGAUUUCUUUACAAUGUUUGUAUGAAAUUGUUUUGUCGUCAAGCCAAGCACAGAAACAUUUCGCAAAUAUAAGAGGUUUCGAGAUGUUUUCUAUCAUACUCCAGAACAUGACAAACAAGAAUUGGAUAAAUUCUGUAGUUUACAUGCAAACUUAUAACGUGCUUCAAAAUUUGACAAAUGAAAAAUUGAAACAACAAAUGAUUGUUUCAUUUUUGUUGAAUAUUGAUGUCUGGCUACUUUGUAAUGAUGAGAAUGACCUUUUGUCGGUCUUGAAACAUUGGCAAAAAUAUUUGAUACCUCCUUAUUUAUUAUUUUAUCCGACCAUUUUCCAAUUCAAAUUAUUUUUAUAUUCUUUGACGAAAACCGUUGAAAAAUUCAAAGAAAAAGAUUUAUCUAGUCAUGUACAGAUAUUCACAGACAUUUGUACAAAUCUUAAAUUUGAUUUGGACUGUUUGAAAGGAGUUGUGUCACUUUUGACUUCACCUGAAUUUAAAAAAUACCAAACACAGCUUAUUUUGAUGACAUUUAACGGUAUCAAGAAAAUAGACAAAGAAUUCUUCCAAAAAGAUGAAUUUUUGUCAAUUUUAAGAACUUUGUUUUCAUUGAAAAGUUCGAUCAUUUCGGAAUACUCCAUUUUCACAUUGUUUUCAGAAGAUUUCCAGUUAAACGAUGACCAGUUCUUGAAUCUUUUAGUAGAUGUCGUUGAAAGAGAUGUUACUGAAAAAGAAUUUUUGGAAAUUUUGGAUUCAUCAAAUUCAUAUUGGGCUGUUUUUUAUUUGUUGUUUAGAUCCAAAAAAUCUUUUCAAUUUUUAUCACUUUUACUUAAUAAGAAGAACAUCAAAGAAGAAGUUUCUGAUCUGAAGAAACUAGUUUGGAUUUGUUUAUCUGUUUUCUCGGAAAAUUUCGAAACUUCCGACCAAAUGUUGAAAAUUUUGUCAACAACAGAUGAUAAUAACUGGAUUUUCAUUUUUGAAAUGAUUGGUGUUGUUGGAUCCGCAAUAGGUAUCAAUCCUGAAUACUUCAGAUCAAGGUUUAUCCAAUGUUUACUUGAAGAAGAAUUAGAAAACGGUUUUAAAAAUAUUUUAUCGUUCAGAAAAUUGUCAAAAAAACACUUUUUCUGUAAAACGAACUGGGACAUCAAAUCACGGCCGGAAAACGUCAGAGAAUUUGUUGCAAAUCUGAUUUCGAUAAAAGAUCUGACAUUUUUCAAAAAUAGUCAGAUUUCUUCUGAUGACAAUUUAGCUGAAGAAAUCAAAAAAGUUGAUGUUUAUUUCAUGGACGAAUCAACCAAAGCAAUUUCGAAACCAGAAGAAUUAUUUAAGGUUUUGGAAGUCACUUCACAAACUAACCUUAAAUUUACUCAUAUCCAAAAGUUCCAAAAUCUAUCGUUAAGUGAAGUGAUCAAGAAUUCUAAGACUGUUAUUUAUGAAAACGAAUUCAACCAGAAAAUGAAAAGUGUUACUUUUAUAGGUGCUCCUUUUGAAAAUUUCAAAGAAUUUUACAAAAUUUCUGAAAUAGAGAAAUUGACUUCACAUGGCACGAUGAUAGGAAAACCGUCAGAUUUUAUCGGUGAUGUUUUUGUUCUUGACGAGAAAAACAAAAAGAUAUCUGUGAAAUUGUAUAUGAAUGAUUCUUUUAUUUCUAUAACAAAUGAUGAAAAUUAUUUCAAAAAUUUCGUCAUUAAAUUAAUAACUGUUUUCAAAGUCUUCAAUGACUUCGUGACAAUAAGUUUCAAAAAUGGUGCUUUUCUAAAAUUAAUCGUUGAUCGUCAGACGAUAGAAAAAGUGACACAAAGAAUACCUAAUUUAAGUGAAAAAACAUGUGAAAAAUUCAUAGACAAAAUCAUGUCGAAAUGGACAUCGAAUUAUUUGACAAAUUGUGAAUUAUUAUGGAAUUUGAGAGUAACACAAGGUAUCGUUGAAAAACCGUUUGUAAACAAGAAAGGAAAUCUGACAUUUUCCACGAAAAACAAAGAUUUACUUUCUUUGACUGAAAUGCUCCAAAUAACAAACAAAUUCAAAGAUAUUAAUGAAUUCAUUUCAAUUGUAAAUUCAUCUCAAAUCUUUGAAUAUAAAAUUUUGUCAAAACCGUUAGCGGUUAAACCAAUAAACCAUUUUGAAGGAAGGAUAAAAAUUGAUCCAUCAAAAAGUGUGUCAAUUUACGGAUAUAAGACAAUAAACAUUGUCACAGGAAACAGAGUUUAUAUGAUUGAUUUUGAAAAUUCAUUGAUUGAAAGAUCGAAUUCUUUUCCGAAAAGGAAAUGGGAUUAUUCGAUUUCCGGGUCACAAGUUGACUUUUUAUAUGAUGGAAAACUUGUCAGUCGAAUUCCUUAUUAUUGUGCAAGUAUUUGUAGUAGUUUAUGCACAAACAUUGAUGGUUGUUUUGUUUUGAUUGGAUCUAAGAAUUAUGUCCAAAUUCUUUCAUCAAGUGGAGUAAUAAUGAAUUCCAUUUCUAUGCAGGGAAUUCCGGAUAUGAUUACUAUGACUCCACAUUUGAAUUUCGUCAUUGUUUUGUCGAAAGAUAAUGAUGGUUCUUCAUCAUCUUUCAGAAUUUCUUCAUUUACUAUUGAAGGAAGUUUGAUUAAUUCUCUUUUCAUUAAUUCAAUUGUGACUUCGUUGUACAGUUUCACUGAUUGGAAUGGAAGAGAAACUGCUGCUGUCGUAACUGAUGGAAAUGAAAUUAUUUUGAUUGAUGCUUUAUCUAUGGAGAAAAGAACCAUUUAUAUUUCAAAACAUAGAAUUGUUUCUUUUUAUUACGUUAAGAAAUACGAUUGCGCUGUAAUUGUCCUCGCAACAGGAAAAGUUGUUGUAAUUAAGCUUUAA